AGCACAACAACUUCUCUGCAACAUAGAAUAUUGCAAAAUCUGAAUUCAAAUUUAUUUUAAACCAACUCAAAAAGGCCGCUGGGAGCUUCAAUAAUCAUUAAUCAAUCGCCAUUAGUGGGCGGGAAUAAGUGCAGCUCGUUUUCAAAAUCAGUACCCAGAAACCAAACAAAUUGAGUACACAUAUUUUGAAUAUAAAGAAAAAGCUGAAGAAAGUGGAAAUUUUCAGAGGCUCUUGAUUGAUCUUGUUCAGGACUUGGUAUCCACAAAACAAGCACAUGCUUCUCCCUUUAUAAUAUUUUCUGGGUACCCAAAAAGAUUUGUGCAGCCUUAUUUUAUUCAGCUUCUUCUUCUUCUUCAGGCUGGAAUCUUAAAUCUCAAGUCUUCAGCUUUUGUCUUCGUUUUAUUUGUUGCUGGCUUUCCAACUAAUCUCUGGGUUGGUGUGGUAUCCAGUCGAAGAUGGACAGUCUGUGAUGUGCUAGUUGGGGAGCUAGAAUAAAACAUUAGAUGGACCGGAAGUGGUUGUGGAAGAAGAAGUCUUCGGAGAAGAGCUCCGGCGGUGAAACUGAAAGUUCUGGUUCGGUGUCUUCUCAUUCUGGGAGGUGCUCUGACGAACAGCAGGAGGCACUUAAGGAUUCUCCAAAUCAUGAUUCUCAAUCACCUGAAGUCACAUCAAAAGCUGUAUCCAGUGGUCAUGAUGUUAAUGAUAGUCUGAAGAGUCUGACAGAGAGAUUAUCAGCUGCUCUUGUGAAUGUUAGUGCCAAAGAAGACUUGGUGAAGCAGCAUUCCAAAGUUGCUGAAGAAGCUGUUGCAGGCUGGGAAAAGGCUGAAAAUGAGGUGGCUAGCUUAAAGCUACAACUUGAAGCUGCAGUUAAGCAAAAAUCAGCUUUGGAAGAUCGGGUAAGCCAUCUUGAUGGAGCCCUCAAGGAAUGUGUUAGGCAGCUUAGACAAUCAAGAGAGGAGCAAGAGAAAAAUAUACAUGAAGCUGUGGUGGAGAAAACCCGUGACUGGGAGGCCACCAAAGUGAAGCUUGAAAAUCAGAUUACUGAUCUCCAGACAAAAGCAGAAACUAAUAGAUCUGGAGUUUCUGCUUUUGUUGCUCCUCAUCUUUCACAUAAGCUUGAAGCUUUGGAAAGGGAAAACAAAACCCUUAAGCUUGAGCUACUGUCUCAGGCAGAGGAGUUGGAAAUCAGCACAAUUGAGAGGGAUUUGAGUACUCAAGCAGCUGAAACAGCCAGUAAGCAGCAUUUAGAGAGUAUAAAGAAGGUUGCAAAGCUUGAAGCUGAGUGCCGGAGACUAAAAGCUGUGGCUUGCAAAAUUCCUUUUGUUAAUGAUCAUAAAUCCAGUGCUGCUUCCUCAAUGUAUGUGGACUCUUGCAUGGAUAGUCAAUCGGACAGUGGAGAGAGGCUAAGCAUGAUGGAUAUCGACUCCCAAAAGAUGAAUGGCUCAGAUCCAAAUAAGCGUGAUCUGGGCGUCUCUGACUCAUGGGCAUUGGCCCUGGUUGCGGAGCUUGAUCAAUUUAAGAAUGAAAAAGCAGUCAACAAAAAUUUGCCAGCCUCUUCUGUUGACAUUGAUCUCAUGGAUGAUUUUCUUGAGAUGGAACGACUUGCUGCAUUGCCGCAGCCUGAAAGUGAAACUGGUUGCCUGGAAUCAGAAGCCAUAGUUAAUGCCUCCAACAAUGAUGAAAUUGCCUUGAGAGAUGAACUUGAAGCUAUGAGUCAUCGGACAGCAGAGUUGGAGUACAAGUUAGAAAAGUUGGAAGAAGAGAGAGCUGAAUUACAAGUCAUGAGUCAUCGGACAGCUGAAUUGGAAUACAAAUUAGAAAAGCUGGAAGUAGAGAAAGCUGAACUUGAAGCCACAAGUCAUCAGACGGCUGACUUGGAGGACAAGUUAGAGAAGUUGGAAUUAGAAAAAGCAGAACUAGUAACCAUGAGUUAUCGGGCAGCCGAAUUGGAGGAGAAGUUAGAAAAGUUGGAAGGUGAGAAAGAAAAGUUGGAAGUAGAAAAAGCACAACUAGAAUGCAUGAGUUAUCGGGCAGCCGAAUUGGAGGAGAAGUUAGAAAAGUUGGAAGGGGAGAAAGAAAAGUUGGAAGUAGAAAAAGCACAACUAGAAUGCAUGAAUUAUCGGGCAGCCGAAUUGGAGGAGAAGUUAGAAAAGUUGGAAGGGGAGAAGGAAAAGUUGGAAGUAGAAAAAGAUGAAUUGGAAACUGCUUUAGCGAAAAGUAAAGAAUGUUACGUGGCGUCAGAAUUUCAGCUUAAAGAAGCAGAAAUGAUGUUGGAGGAGUUACAGAAGGAACUAAAAAUUGCAAAAGAGUCAAAGCUGAGUAUAGAGUCUCAGCUCAUUAGCAUAGAAGCAGAGACUCGGACAAUGUCUGCUAAGGUUAACUCCUUAGAAGCAGAGGUUCAAAGGGAGAGGGCUUCAUCAGCGAAAAUUUCUGUCAGAUGUCAAAAUUUAGAGGAGGAGCUAUCAAGAAAGAAUGAAGAAGUCGAGUUUCAGAAAACUGCUUGCUCAAAUAGUGAAUCAAAGAUAAAGCAGGAAGACAUAGCUGUAGCUGCUGGAAAACUUGCUGAGUGCCAGAAAACAAUAGCAUCUCUUGGGAAUCAACUGAAAUCACUAGCAACACUAGAAGAUUUCCUAAUUGACACCGCAAACAUACCAGAGUUUUCUGCUGCUGCGUCACAGAUUCCUAGAUCUGAUGAACACUGGAAGAUGCAUUCCAAUGGGACAUUUUCACCUAAAAGAGAUUCUGUGUCAAAACAAGCUGUUGAGAGUUCUGGACUUGCAAUAAAUAGGAAUGAGGAUAAUUCUCCACCAUCUUCAUCUUCGUCGUCCUCCUCUACUGUAGUGUCAACUCAUGUCAGCUCUGAGAAGAACCGAAAUGGGUUUGCAAAGUUUUUCUCUCGGACAAAGAGUGGGAUACGACUAGAAAUUUAGCUUAGAUUUUAUUUUUUUGUACAAUAGAACAAGAGGUGUCAUUGAUUUCUGGGUUUGUAUAACGGAGGAUUGAGUGCUUCAGUUCAUUUGAGGAGUUGCUAAUUAAAUGCUGAUUAAUUGGCACAUUUGUUCUUCAAGAGAAGGGUGAGACUGAUCAAACGUGGAAUGAAAGAGUUACUAUUUCUUGAAGAGCAAAAAAGAAAAGAAAAGA
Rosa chinensis is the source of this 3142-nucleotide messenger RNA. RefSeq names its product filament-like plant protein 1. The record is from RefSeq and is a predicted model, not a curated record. The coding region runs from base 505 to 2931 and encodes 808 amino acids. Lineage: Eukaryota; Viridiplantae; Streptophyta; Magnoliopsida; Rosales; Rosaceae. The transcript has 6 exons.